Messenger RNA from Puccinia triticina, 2706 nucleotides. RefSeq lists its product as uncharacterized. NCBI's taxonomy places the organism in Eukaryota, Fungi, Basidiomycota, Pucciniomycetes, Pucciniales, Pucciniaceae. Gene Ontology annotation, molecular function: ubiquitin protein ligase binding. Bases 1 to 2706 code for a protein of 901 amino acids. The record is from RefSeq and is a predicted model, not a curated record. The transcript has 9 exons. Gene Ontology annotation, cellular component: Cul3-RING ubiquitin ligase complex. Gene Ontology annotation, biological process: protein ubiquitination; ubiquitin-dependent protein catabolic process.
AUGAUGGCAUCCAACAAACGGAACCUCCACCACCAAACCAUCCACAGCACCACCAGCCGGUCAUCAAAAGUCAAGCCAACAAAACGGCAUGGCGAACCGGCAGUCGACACCUGGUCAAGACUCUCAAAGGCAAUCACCGAAAUCCUCAACCACAACGCAUCCAAGCUGUCUUUCGAAGAACACUAUCGAUAUGCCUACAACAUGGUACUCUACAAGCAGGGAACAAAACUAUUCGUGGGCGUUCGCGACCUGGUCGCACUCCAUCUAGACGAACAAGCCACCCGACAGAUCGAACCCAACUUCCCCUCACGAGCAAAUCCUACCACAAAUCUCCUCACCCGAACACCACCACGAACGACCUCGAGCAGCUCGAAGGGGAAAGAGAAAGCAACAGAAGACUCAUCCCUACCCAUCACCUCCGAUCUAUCAUCAUUGCCAUCACUGUCAUCUCCAUCAAACCUUACCGCCCAUCAGCUCCCUCUCGUCAAUGGCUCUGCUUCUGAAAGACUCACUGUCAUCCAAUCCCAAGAGCGCUUCUUGAAAGCCGUCCGAGCAGUCUGGGAUGACCAUGUAGCAUGCAUGAAAAAGCUGCGUGAUGUACUCAAGUACAUGGAUAAAGUUUAUACGACCUCACCUGGUAAUGGUUAUGAUUCAAUGCCGACGGUCUGGGACCUGGGCCUGUACAUUUUUCUGACCCACAUCAUCCGCUCACCGAAAUACCCGAUCUCGUCCCUCCUGAUCAGUGGGAUCAUCACCCUGAUCACUUCCGACCGACUCGGCGAUACCAUCAACUCAUCUGUCAUCCGCUCGGCCACCGAGAUGCUCACCGACCUUACAAACCAUUCCCCUGAGAUCAUCAAACGGAUCGACGACCAGAACGGCGGUAACGGCGGGGGUGAAGUGGGCCAGAGUAUCUAUAAGACUGACUUCGAGCCCGUCUUCCUCGUACACAGUCGUGAAUUCUAUCGCGAGGAGGGAAACCGAUUGUUAAGCAGUGGUGAUGCUGCCCAGUAUCUCUUAAAGGUCGAAAAGCGGCUGAUCGAAGAAGAUAUUCGGUCUCAAUCCUAUCUCCAUGAAACAACCGAAAACAAACUAACACUGAUAUUGAAUGAAGAACUCAUCAAAUCACACGUCCAAGAUAUUCUUCAUCACUCUUCGUGCGGCUUGAAGGAACUGAUUCACAACGACUGUCGAAGUGAUCUGAAGCGGCUCUACACACUGUUCUGCCGUUUGGACGUGGAAGAUGGACUUCAGCUCUUGAAAGAAGGGAUCCGCGACUGGAUCAAGGAGCGCGGCCAGCAGAUCAAUGAUGGCACUGCCCCGCCAGCCUUGUUCUCACAAGCCGGGGGCGGCCCGGCUACGAGUGCCAAUCCGAGCACCGAUACCGUCUCCACCGGCGCCACACCUGGAAACAGUGCCGCUCUUCAAUGGGUCACUAAUGUUAUCCAGCUCCGCGACAAGUUUAUCGGCCUCCUCAGCGAAAGCUUUGACUCCCACAUCCUCCUCCAGACAUGUAUCGAUGAAGGCUUCAGUGGGUUCAUCAACUCUAAUAAGCGCUCAGCCGAAUUCAUCAGCUUGUUCAUCGAUGACAAACUCAAGAAAGGUCUCAAAGGAAAGACUGAGGAAGAAAUUGAAGAACAGCUGGACAAGACAAUUGCCUUGUAUAGACAUCUGAAUGAAAAGGAUAUGUUCGAGAAGUAUUACAAAAACCAUCUCGCCAAGCGGUUGUUGUUCGGCAAGUCGGUCUCCGAGGAUACCGAGCGGAACAUGCUGGGUAAGUUGAAGAUCGAGUCCGGUAGUGCGUUCACUCGAGACUCGGAGGGCAUGUUGAAAGAUCUGAAGAUGUCAAACGAGAUGGCGAAGAUUUUCAAGGAUUGGUGCCAAAAGAACCAUCCGGGGAUUCAACUCGAUCUGGCGGUGACUGUUGGUUCCUCAUCGAUGUGGCCGAUGUCUCAAGCGAACCAGAUGAACCACCAGCCGUCCGAUGGCUCUUCCUCGUUGAACAAUCUGGGGAACCGGUCGGCGUGCAUUAUCCCCAAGGUGCUCGAGGAUGCCAUCAAGGUCUACGAACGCUUCUACGCCACCCGCCAUUCUGGUAGGCGGCUCAAUUGGCACACCGAACUGGGUAAUAUGGAGAUCAAAAUCAGGUUCAAGAAGUCGACCCAUGAACUCUCUGUGUCCACUUUUGCUGGCAUCAUUCUCUUGCUAUUUGACGGCCAGGAAGAGAAUCGGAAAUUCAGCUAUGAAGAGAUCAAGACGGCGACGAUGAUCACGGACCAGGAGCUGAAACGGACACUGCAAUCGCUCGCAUGCGCGAAGUACAAGAUCCUCGUCAAGGAGCCCCGGUCGAAGGAGAUCAACGAGAAGCUUGAUACGUUCCGGUUCAACGACGGGUUCACAAACCCGAUGAGCCGGAUCAAGAUCCAGACGGUCACAAACAAGGUGGAAAACAAAGUCGAGCUGAAGGAGACUAGUGACCGAGUUGAGGAGGACCGCCGGCUGCACACCGAGGCUUGUAUCGUCAGAGUCAUGAAAACCCGCCAGAGACUCGCCUACGUGGAGCUUAAUGUAGAGGUCGUCAGUCAACUCAGUCGACGGUUCAAGCCGACUCCUAUGGUCAUCAAGACCUCGAUCGAGAAACUGAUCGAGAAGGAGUAUCUGAUGAGAGACCCGCAGGAUCGUAAAGUGAUCAUUUACUUGGCUUAG